CUCUGAGUUUCUCUUACUGUCUGCUUCACUUUGACAGGCUCCUCCUUCAGCCACAGCCAAUACCUGUCCGGCGCCGCCCUCACCAGACUCUACGACUCCCCCGUGUACAAGGCUGAGAAGAUGACGAGGCCGCUGGGAGGCUUGGACCCGCCCGAUAGGAGUCCUGAGCCACUCUGGAGUCCGACGGUGGUGACCAGCGCUCGCCACAUGGGGCCGCUGUGGAAGGUUGUUCAAAGGAAAAAUUUUGCUGGCCGAAAGAUAGUUGGUGACUUUGUGCAGGCCGGAGGCUCCAAUUACAAUGUGCUGUUUGAUAACUGCCACCAGGGGGCCAAUCGCAUGAUGAGCCAGUGAUGGCAAAGACGCGGCGUCCUCGUCAAAUACCACAAACGCAAUAUGAAUGUUUCUGCAAAAGAACAUCAAACUAAACCACAGAGGAAGGUUUUUAGGAAUGACGUGAAAUCAUCUAAAUCAGAGCUCGGAGAAAUAAACAGUCACACUACAUGAGACAACGUCCAGACAUCAUCCAG
Thalassophryne amazonica is the source of this 527-nucleotide messenger RNA. RefSeq lists its product as uncharacterized. Bases 121 to 351 code for a protein of 76 amino acids. The transcript has 3 exons. The record is from RefSeq and is a predicted model, not a curated record. Lineage: Eukaryota; Metazoa; Chordata; Actinopteri; Batrachoidiformes; Batrachoididae.